Molecule: messenger RNA, 1269 nt
Organism: Colletotrichum karsti
Lineage: Eukaryota; Fungi; Ascomycota; Sordariomycetes; Glomerellales; Glomerellaceae
Product: C6 transcription factor
Exons: 1
Coding region: 1-1269 (422 amino acids)
Source: RefSeq, a predicted model, not a curated record
AUGUCGGUUGAGCGAAAGGCGGUGUCUCGCCGAGCCUAUGAUUCGCUGAGGGGCACUCAGGCCCAGCCAACCGUUCUCGAGCUGGCUUGGGACACUCGCGCCCGAUAUGCUUUCUUCUCAACCUACAUCGGCGGAUUCACACGCAGCAUGGCCGAAGUCACCCACCACUACAAGACGGCACGAACUUCUGACCACCUCUCGGCGAGUGUGGAAGCAGCCAGUCUGGCGUUCAUGGCCACGCAGCUCAAUAGCAGUCAUCUGAUGCGGCUCGCCAACGGAAGCUACAUCAGAGCAGUCCAGAGACUGGGGCUCGCACUAGAGAAAUUGAGCUCUCAAGAGGCCGAAGAAGCUUUGCAGUCCAUAUUACUCUUGGACAUGUAUGAAAAGAUGGUCCAUCGCGACCCCCAGACCUCGCAGGCUUGGAUGAGUCACUCCAAAGGCGGUUUAUCGCUCAUCCACGCGCGCGCAAACACCAUUUUAUCAAGCCCGACCGGCUGCCAAAUCGCUGCUCGUCUUGUCACUGCCGUGACAGUCAGCUGCGCGACGGUUGCAGCCGAUACCCCGAAAGAACUAGUUACUCUACGUCGCAACUUGGGUUAUCAAGUCAGAAGUCCCAAAUGGAGUUUUCUCGGUGUCCUCGGUCGCGUUUCCAACUUGAAAUUUGAUUUCGAGAAGGGCGCUAUUCUCCAGCGAGAUUUCAUCGUCAGAGCAAAGUGUUUAGACGACCAACUAAAAGCAUUGGAUAAUACAUUACCUCCAACUUGGCAACCUCUUCGGAUACCGACCUCUGCAGACCAUCCGAAUGUUCUCGAUAACUAUUACGACCUUUACGCGGACCAUUAUACUACUCAAGUCGCCAAUGCUCUGCGGCUUCUGCGCCUGAUCCUGUGCUGCUUAGUCAAGCGACACAUACCCGACGGGAGCUAUACCAAUGAGCCCGCUUUCAAGGAUACUAUUCGGCGUUUAACCCGGAAGAUUUGUGCAUCUGUUCCGCAGUUCAUACUUCCUGGCGUGCUUCCAACGAACUCCAUACCAUUCUCACCAGUACAGCUGCUUCAGUGCGGCACGUUUCUGACUCCGCUGUACCUAGUCCACCAGGUCACGGAGGAAGCCCUAGUGAGGGAAUGGAUUCAGAGUUGCAUGGGAUUCAUGUGGGAGUCUGGGGGGCUCAAGGCUGCGAAAGAAGUCGCGGAGCUCAUGUCGAAUAGACCAGAUCUGGAUUACUGGAAUGUUUUUGCUAUGACUGGAAGUUAUGCAUUUGCGGCCUGA